AUAUUUCUGGGUAUAUAUGAUUAUGUGGAAGUAUGAGGAGUAUUGCCAUAAACCAUAGGUGAGAAAUAACCUGGGACAGAUGUUGCAAUUACACUUCAAUCUGCCCAAUUUAGUCAGCAGACAUUUCUACAAUAUUCAUAAAUUAGUACAGCUUUUGAGGAAACUAAAUGAUGUAAUAUAGUAGCACCAAAUAUGUAGUUUCAAAAUUUAUAUCCUCAACUGUCCAGAAGAACACAGCUGGCUAUGUAUGGGGAAGAAUUUGAUCUUAAAUUUUUUCAUGGAAGACUUUGCUCAUGGAUGUAAAUGCACAGUGUGAACUCAGCUACCUUUCUGACAUUAGACAUGCCCGCAUAAAUGCUGCUUUAAAUGGAGAAAUCCCAAGUCCACGUGUUUCUCAACUUGAAAUGCAUCUGCCUCUAGUUAAUACCAAGCAGAGCUCAUUAUGCUAAACAAUCCAGAGCUCCAUGGAGGCAAAACGUGUUAUUUUCUCCCCAACGCAUUUCUGCACUGUUCUGAUUCUUACAUUGUAUUUUCUUGUUGACUCUCCUUCAAAUGCAGAUCUCUCUUUUGAUUUCUAUGCAGCUUCUUGCCCUACUGCUGAGUUCAUGGUUAGAAACAUUGUGAGCUCAGCAUCAUCUACAGAUCCAACAAUUCCUGGGAAGCUUCUUCGAUUGCUGUUCCAUGACUGUUUUGUGGAGGGUUGUGAUGCAUCUGUGCUGCUUCAAGGAAAUGGGACAGAAAGGAGUGAUCCAGCAAACACUUCUCUUGGAGGAUUUUCAGUCAUUGAUUCAGCAAAAAGGGUGCUCGAGAUUUUCUGUCCUGCAACUGUUUCUUGUGCUGAUAUUAUUGCUUUGGCUGCAAGAGAUGCAGUUGAAUUUGUAAAAUUCUCCCUCAUGUUGUUUUUUGGUUCCUCCACCUCCGUCCCUCUCUCUCUAUGCCUUCUCAUUUUGGUUGAUUUUUGAGUCCUAAAUCCUAAUGCUCUGGAAACAGGCUGGUGGACCAGCAAUUCGGAUUCCCACUGGUAGGAAAGAUGGAAGGGUCUCUUCUGUCACAAAUGUCAGACCUAACAUUGCAGAUACAAGUUUUACAACGGAUGACAUGAUAAAACUAUUCUCUUCUAAAGGCUUGUCCCAGGAUGAUCUUGUUAUUUUAUCAGGUGUUUGUAUUAGAAAUACAGAUCCCAAACUUUUAUUCUGAUUGCAAUUUUAUUUUCCUUUUCCCUUCAAAUGCCAUCUUGACCUUUUAAGUCAUGACAUAUCAUAUAAAGCUGCUUGUCAUAUAUCAAGUACAAAAAUGGCAUUCAGACAUUUGUUAGAUGCCUACAUAAAUGAGUCCUUUCUUGACAUCAGAGAGUUCUUCCAGUUCUGGACCUCCAUAAAUAAAUGAGUGCAUGUGUUGGUUUGCUUUGCAGGCGCUCAUACCAUAGGACUGGCUCAUUGCAGUGCAUUUAGUGAUCGGUUUCAGGUGGACUCCAAGGGAAAGCUGACACUGAUAGACACAACACUAGACAGAAACUAUGCAGAUGAGUUAAUGAAGAAGUGUCCGGUAGAUGCAAGCACAUCCACAACCGUGGAUAAUGAUCCUGAAACAUCCUUCACAUUCGAUAAUCAGUACUACAGAAAUCUGUUAUCCCACAAAGGGCUAUUCCAAUCAGACUCUGUUCUUGUGGAGGAUGGAAGGACAAGGGAACAAGUGAAAGCUUUCGCCAGUGAUCAAGACAGUUUCUUCCAGAAUUGGGGUCAGUCAUUUUUGAAGCUCACUAGCAUUGGAGUGAAAACAGGCGACGAAGGAGAAAUCCGACAAUCUUGUCAAACACCUAAUGCAUGAAGAAAAUUUUGUUGAGUGUUAAACAUUAGUAAAAUGGUGCUGCAUUUCGUGCUUAGAGCAGUGCUUGCAUAUGUACCGUGUAAAAAUUAUUGUCAGUUCAAUAAUCGUUUCAGUUAUGA
Messenger RNA from Rubroshorea leprosula, 1946 nucleotides. The record is from the annotation of a GenBank genome assembly. NCBI's taxonomy places the organism in Eukaryota, Viridiplantae, Streptophyta, Magnoliopsida, Malvales, Dipterocarpaceae.